Sinocyclocheilus rhinocerous is the source of this 1485-nucleotide messenger RNA. RefSeq names its product LSM family member 14B (gene lsm14b). Lineage: Eukaryota; Metazoa; Chordata; Actinopteri; Cypriniformes; Cyprinidae. Bases 104 to 1243 code for a protein of 379 amino acids. The record is from RefSeq and is a predicted model, not a curated record. The transcript has 9 exons. Gene Ontology annotation, molecular function: mRNA binding.
UCGGGAGAGUAAUCAUGGCAGCAGUGUCGCAGAUGUUCGUUUGAACAGAUUUGGCCUGUAUUUGAAGUCUCUUUAAUCAGCUGAAGCGGUUCGUGUUGAGAUAAUGAGCAGCGGGACUCCUUACAUCGGCAGUAAGAUCAGUCUGAUCUCUAAAGCUCAGAUUCGCUAUGAGGGAAUAUUAUACACCAUAGACACCGAUAAUUCCACUGUGGCCCUGGCGAAAGUGAGGUCCUUUGGGACGGAGGGGCGACCGACAGACCGGCCCGUGCCGCCGAGGGAUGAGGUCUUCGAGUACAUCAUCUUCAGAGGAAGUGACAUCAAAGACAUCACGGUCUGCGAGCCUCUGAAGAUUCACCACAGUCUUCCUCAGGACCCUGCUAUAGUUCAGUCGUCUGUGGGGUCGGUCCAUUACCCUGCGUCUCAGGGCGGCUACAGUCCUUACCGGAGCGUGCUGCCCUCCUACAGCCAGCUGGCCGCCAGCUCGCUCCUCAGCCAGCAGUACGCCGCUGCCCUGGGCCUCGGCUCUGGUUUGCCUGGUGUUCCUGUGAGGAGAGGCCCGAUGGUUGAGCAGGCUGUUCAGACGGUGCCUGCGGAGAUAGCGGUGCAGAAGAAGGGUUUGUCUGGAGCGCAGCAGGGAGGAGAGCCGGGCCGAGCGCAGAGGGCCAGAGCCCCGGCCCAGAGAGCUGCACAGCAAGGAGCCUUGAAGGGACCGAGUCCAGCCAAUGAUGAGAACAAGCCUCCAGGCAGCAGGAGAAAACAAGGAGCUCGACGGUCCAGGAACCGCGGCCGAGGUCAGAUCCUCGUAGGCAACACCAAGCCCAGCACCCUGCAGUUUGAGUCGGACUUUGACUUCGAAAUGGCAAACGCUCAGUUUAAUAAAGACGACCUGGAGAAAGAGAUUGAAGACAAGCUCAGUGUUCAAGAACCAAAGGAGAGCCCAGAAGAAAGGAGCGAUAAAGAGCAGGAAAAGCCUGUCCCUGAGAGUGAGAGCACUGUUGAAGAGGAUCCACUCGGGCCCAAGUGCUUUUACAAUAAAGCCAAGUGCUUCUUCGAUAACGUCUCCUCAGAACUCAAGUCGAGGCGUACCACAUGGGCUGAGGAGAGGAAGCUGAACGUGGAGACCUUCGGGGUCCCCGGGCGGUUUCUGCGAGGCCGUGGGUUUCGGGGUAAUUACAGAGGGAGACGGGGCCGAGGGGCUGCGCAGCAUCCCGUCCCACAGAGGGUAGGGAGUGGACGGCUGUGAGGCCUGGCAUACACUGCCUUCCUCUGGGACGUGGGUGAUUUGGUUUCCAGUGUCGGAGAUCUUCAGUGGUAAAUCUCACUAGACCGUUCUCGUCAUCUCGCCCUCCUGUGAAAAAUGGCUACAUUGAUUGUUACUUUUCAUUUGAUGUUUAAACUGCCUUUUCCUUUUUGUUUAAUGUGAAGAAUCUCUCGGCUUUAAUAUGUGAAUGCACCAUAAUCCAUCAGUGAUUUCUGCAUUUGAAC